UAUCAUCUGGCAGAAUCAGGCAGACAGACCAGGUUUACCAGACUUGCCAGGCACUUUCCAAGAUGCUACGUCUGGUGAUCGUACUCGCGCUCGCUGCAUGCACCGUCUCAGCAUUAAAAAUUGGAGCAUUUAACAUUCAGGCUUUUGGAGACUCUAAAAUGGCAAAGCCUGAAGUGUGCACAGUUAUACUGAAGAUACUGCAGCGGUAUGAUAUAGUCCUAAUACAGGAAGUCCGUGAUACCGACCUCAGUGCAGUCGAAACGUUGAUGACAGAACUGAACAGCCAGAGUUCAGGACCAGUUUAUUCCUACGUGGUCAGCGACACUCUCGGAAGAGACAGUUAUAAAGAGCGUUACCUGUUUGUUUACAGGAACGACAAAGUGAAUGUGCACGACAGCUACCAUUACCACGAUCACAGCAUGUACAGUGGAGAAGACACCUUCAGCAGGGAACCCUUUGUGGUCUCAUUCAAUGCUCCCGAGACAGUCAUUCAGGAUUUUGUGCUGGUCCCAUUGCACGCUGCCCCUAAAGACGCUGUUCGGGAGAUAGAUGCAUUGUAUGAUGUCUACGAGGACGUAUGUAAGAGAUUCCAAACUGAUAAUAUUAUCUUCUUGGGAGAUUUCAAUGCUGACUGCAGCUAUGUCACUAAAUCCGACUGGGACAGCAUUCGUAUGUACACAAGUGAGGAUUUCACAUGGCUCAUACCUCAUGAUGUCGAUACCACUGUGGGAAAAUCCGACUGUGCAUAUGACAGAAUUGUCAUCAGCGGUGAAGACCUGCACAACGCCAUAGUGCCCGACUCCGCUAAAAUUUACAACUUUCACAAAAAAUACAAACUGACACCAGAGCAGGCUUUAGAAGUGAGUGACCACUACCCCGUGGAACUGGAACUUAUGUCAGCAUAAGCCAACCCUGGAGCAUGAAAGUGCCAUUAGAGUGAAACCAAACCAGAAAAGUCAACUGAAUGAUGCUUUUUUUUUUUUCUCUGUGCAUAGAAAAACCUUAUGCCACAACUACAUUGACAAUUCACAGACCAUGCCCUUUUGUACAGUUAUCUAAUUACUUUAAUGGGGUUUUCUCACUUUAGCAAAUGGCAUUGAUCAUGUAGAGAUAGUUAAUACGAGGCACUUACUAAUGUAUUGUGAUUGUCCAUAUUGUCUUCUUUGCUGGCUAGAUUCUUUUUUCCAUUCCAUUACACACCGCUUGUAUCCAGUGGUUACGACCACCCUGCAAUCCAGCAGCGGUGGUUGUGCUUGCACAAUAUAGGAGAAAGCGCCGGCCUCUCUGGAGGCCGGGACUGUGGGAGCACGCAUAGACACAGCAGCUCUCGUCCUGGCCAUCUCGUAUCUGCGCUUUGGCGGUGACCGCAGCCCCUGGAAACAAGCCGUGUAUAAUGCGAUGGAAAAAUAAUCCAGCCAAGCAAAGGAGGCAAUAUGGUCAAUCCCAAUACAUUAGUAAGUGCCUUGUGUUAACUUUCUCUACAUGAUAAAUGCCAUUUGCUGAAGUCAGACAAUCCCUUUCGUGGAGCCACCUACUACACAGGUCAGUAUUUGCCUAAAUACAGUAUCUUGAGGCAAUGUAUUAUAGAUGUGUAUUCAACAUUUCACAUAACCGAAGUGUGACUUCACAUCUAAAGGUCUGUCCUGUAUUACUUUUAAAGGGAAACUGUAAUCAAAACUAAAGUUUCCCAUGUGUUCCAAUAUAUAUAUAUAUUUUGCUGCUUUUAUCUUUAUGUUUUCAGUGCCACAUUUUUUAUUUUAUUGAGCCUUUAUGUAUCUGUGUGUCACUUAUACCGGUACCAGAAUUUCCUAUAAGAUAAAUCUGCAUGGAGAAGUACUCCAUAUCUCCCAGUUAUACUGGUGAAGAUGACAAGUCAGCCUCCCUGACUGUAUACUUCUCCUAGCUUAUUUUGGAGAAAAUGGAGGAAAGAAUAAUCACACCAUCCUGCCCGCAGACAGAUAUGGUACUGGCUUUGGCUGCCAAAGUGAUGCUGUGCGGGGGCAUCAUGACAUUGAUAGCAGAGAGCAGGGAUCAGCCACCUCCGGCACUCCAGUUGUUGUGAAACUACAACUCCCAGCAUGGACAUUUGUUCAGCUGUUCUUGGAACUUCCACAGAAGUGAAUGGAGCACGCUAGGAUUUGUAGUUUCACAACAGCUGGAGUGGCAGAGCUUGCCGAUCGCUGGCAUAGAGGGUCAGAAAGCAAGGUGGAAUAUACAGGGAAAGAUGGCAUCUGAUGAGAAGCAGACAGGAGGCUGAACUACAGCGAUGCGAGUACAAUUUACAUACAAGAAGUCCACAGUUCGAU
This is a messenger RNA of Bufo bufo (common toad), 2306 nucleotides long. Its product is annotated as deoxyribonuclease-1-like. Gene Ontology annotation, cellular component: nucleus. The record is from RefSeq and is a predicted model, not a curated record. Gene Ontology annotation, molecular function: DNA nuclease activity. NCBI's taxonomy places the organism in Eukaryota, Metazoa, Chordata, Amphibia, Anura, Bufonidae. Bases 63 to 905 code for a protein of 280 amino acids. The transcript has 9 exons. Gene Ontology annotation, biological process: DNA catabolic process.